GGAGAGGGGAGAGCGAGCUAGGAGGCUCCUAGCACCUGAAGGAGGGGAGAGAGAGGUGCAAAGUAGAGAGGAGACAUCAGAGAGGCCCACGAACCAGGAAAGGGCAUGUGGAAGGGAAACUGCCCAGCGGGGGACCAGGAAGCAGCCAUUGAGGGGCCAGGUGGAGAGCUGGGGGGACCAGGAAACUGGGGUCUGGAAGAUGCCCCAGGCCUCUUGGCCAGGGCCUCCCUGCCUGUUAUGCUUCCAUGGCCUCUGCCCCUGGCCUCCUCAGCCCUUACCUUGCUCCUCGGAGCCCUCACUUCCCUGUUCCUCUGGUACUGCUACCGGCUGGGUUCCCAAGACAUACAGGCCCUGGGGGCUGGGAGCCAGGCUGGAGGUGUUAGUGGUGGGCCUAGGGGAUGCCCUGAGGUUGGCAGACCAGGCCCAAGGAGCCCUGGGGAGCCUGGAGAAGGACCCAGAGCAGAAGGCCUAGUGAGCCGUCGACUUCGGGCCUAUGCCAGGCGCUAUUCAUGGGCUGGCAUGGGUAGGGUGAGGCGGGCAGCUCAGGGUGGCCCAGGCCCUGGAGGAGGGCCUGGUGUCCUGGGCAUUCAGCGCCCAGGCCUGUUUUUUCUACCAGACCUGCCUUCAGCCCCCUUUGUGCCACGGGAUGCCCAACGGCAUGAUGUGGAACUCUUAGAAAGCAGCUUCCCUGCCAUUUUGCGGGACUUUGGGGCUGUGAGCUGGGACUUCUCAGGGACUACCCCUCUGCCUCGGGGCUGGUCCCCACCCCUAGCCCCUGGGUGCUACCAGCUCCUGCUGUACCAAGCAGGCCGGUGCCAACCCAGCAACUGCCGACGGUGCCCGGGAGCCUAUAGGGCACUGAGAGGGCUGCGGAGCUUUAUGAGUGCCAACACCUUCGGCAAUGCUGGCUUUUCUGUCCUUCUACCUGGGGCCCGGCUCGAGGGCCGCUGUGGGCCCACCAACGCUCGGGUUAGAUGCCAUCUGGUUUUCAGCGGACACAACAUCUUUGUAUGUGGUGCUGAAGAUCAAACCCGGGACGCAUGCAUGCCAGGUGUGAAGAUCCCCUCUGGCUGUGAGCUGGUGGUUGGGGGUGAGCCCCAGUGCUGGGCUGAGGGGCACUGCCUCCUGGUGGAUGACUCCUUCCUGUACACAGUGGCUCAUAAUGGUUCCCCUGAAGAUGGGCCUAGAGUAGUCUUCAUUGUGGACCUCUGGCACCCCAACGUGGCUGGGGCUGAACGUCAGGCCCUCGACUUUGUCUUCGCACCAGACCCUUGAAGGAAGGUGUUCCCUUCAGACACCUGGCUGGAGAUGCUUUAGUGGCAGCCAGGACCACCUCCUCUGCGAGGGUUGGGAGGGGGCUGUGGAUGGCCAGUAAGUGCUGAAAUAUAAAUUUUGAACGCUUUCCUAA
Ictidomys tridecemlineatus (thirteen-lined ground squirrel) is the source of this 1408-nucleotide messenger RNA. RefSeq names its product aspartate beta-hydroxylase domain containing 1 (gene Asphd1). Lineage: Eukaryota; Metazoa; Chordata; Mammalia; Rodentia; Sciuridae. Gene Ontology annotation, cellular component: membrane. The record is from RefSeq and is a predicted model, not a curated record.